Molecule: messenger RNA, 2573 nt
Organism: Lactuca virosa
Lineage: Eukaryota; Viridiplantae; Streptophyta; Magnoliopsida; Asterales; Asteraceae
Source: the annotation of a GenBank genome assembly
UAUGCCUAACGAAGUUGGUAAAGGACAAAAAAAGGCACCGCAGGAACAAGAAGAAGAUAUGAUAUCACUUGCAAAUUUAUUCAGCUUUUUCCCUUUCUUUUAUAUUUUUCUUCCCUUUGCUUUCCCCCCAAUUUUCUCUCUCUAAUCUGCGUGUGUGUGCGCACCAGGCUCGGCCGAGAUCGGAUAAUUUUUCGCCCAAUACUUCACAUCUUCGUCUUGGAUCAAGACAGGUAACUUAUAUUGAGAUCUGAUCCAGGAAAUACUUUGAAGAGAUCCUUGGGGAGGUGUACAAACUAAGUUAUAGUUUGUGGGCUUCUCCAUAAUUCUGCAUAGUGAGCAGUUGAGUGGGCAAGGGAGGACAUGUAUAUUUUUAUCUCAUGAAAUCCUGGAACUUUUGUUGCCCUGAUGAAAUUUACAUUGUAUCCUAUGGGUGUGGGGUAUUUAUCAAUAUCAGCAGUCUGUACAGUGUUGAGCUUUAUAGGCCUCCAAUAUUGGACAGAAGUUUCUUAUAUGAAACUAAAGUCAGAUGGUUUGAUGGGUGAAAAUCUUCUCCACCCUGGUGUUGCCAACCGUGUAUUGGAACUGUUGUUGAGUUCUUAUACCACAGUUGCAUUGGUGGUCAAUUUUGUCCUCAACAUUUUUAUACUCAUCAUCCUCUCUCUUAAGACAAUAUUUUUUGAUGAGCUGCAUGCAACUGAAUCUCGGAAAAUGGUGGAGAGACUAGUUAAUUAUGUUAUAUACAAGGGAACAUUUCUUCCAUUGGUAGUACCACCAACAUUAGUUAGAGCAGGAUUGUGGUCAACAUGGUUGACUGUAUUAUGCUCUUUGAAGAUGUUUCAAGCUCUAGCUCGGGAUCGGCUUGAACGGUUGAAUGCAUCUCCUUCUGCAACUCCAUGGACUUACUUCCGUGUAUAUUGUGUUUUAUUGCUGGUUGUCAUUGUCGAUGCAGUCUGGAUAAGGACAUGUCUACUGAUCUACCAAACAAUACCAUCAUCUAUGUUUUUGUUAUUAUUCUUUGAGCCUCUGAGUAUUGCUUUCGAAACACUACAGGCGAUUUUGGUUCAUGGGUUUCAACUGGUUGAUAUAUGGGUUCACCACUCAGCAGGCAACACCACAAAUUCCAAAAUAUCAAAGCUUUUAGAUAUGUCCGCAGCAGGUUCAUUGUGGGAGUGGAAGAGUGUUAUAUUAAGGAAUGUAGGGUUUUUCCUAGAUAUUAUGACUUUGUUAAUGGCUCUGGGUCAUUAUGUACAAAUAUGGCGCCUUCAUGGCAUGACAUUCCAUCUUGUUGAUGCAAUGCUUUUCUUAAAUAUACGUGCGUUGGUAAGUGCAGUCGCAAAGCGUACGAGAGGUUUUAUUAAGUUAAGAAUCGCUUUGGGAACCCUUCAUGGGGCUCUCCCUGAUGCAACAUCUGAAGAGAUACAAGCUUAUGAUGAUGAAUGUGCCAUUUGCCGGGAACCAAUGGCCAAGGCUAAGAAGCUCUCCUGUAACCAUCUUUUCCAUCUUUCCUGCCUUAGAUCUUGGUUGGACCAAGGGCUGAGCGACAACUAUUCAUGCCCCACGUGUCGAAAACCCCUGUUUGUUGGCCGUGGCACACCUGACGGAGGAAACAACAACAGUAACAGUAACAGUAACAACAGUGUAGGUGUAGGGAAUAAUUCUGUAGAUGUUUCAGGAGAUGAACAGCUUGCACGUCAGUUAAGCCGUCAGCAAAGUGUUCCUGGUCCCACACUAGUUCCAAAUCAACUUCAGAACCCUUUAGAUCAUCAUGAUGAUUGGAGGAGGUUAGAGGCGGAUUCAGGUUGGUUGGGAUUUGAUGGGGGAGCGGGUCCAUCGAGAUCGGUGGGUUUAGGAAGAGUCCAGAUGAUGAUGAGACACCUGGCAGCGGUCGGUGAAACGUAUGCCCAAACUUCCCUUGAAGAUGCUACUUGGAACCUGUGGCCUGUAAAUCCCUCUCAGGCCAGCACAUCUACAUCUACUUCUUCUUCAAACAAUCCAAAUCCUUCCACAAGUACCAUAAGACACCGAGGAGGACACACUACUGGGGGUGGGGGUGGGUCCCUCAUCAGAACCACGCCACCUCCACCUGUCCCGGAUGUUGACUUGUCAAACAUAAUCGCCAUGGCUGAAACCGUUCGUGAAGUCCUUCCCCAUGUCCCUGAUGAAUUAAUAUUACGGGAUUUGCAGCGAACAAAUUCGGUGUCUGUUACUGUGAAUAAUCUUCUUCAAAUGUGAAUCUUUUUUUUUUUAUUUUAUUUAAUUUUAUGAAAGAAGACAUAUAUUCUGUACCAAUAAUGAUAAAAAAGAAAGGCAAGGGUGGUGGUCUGGUCAUUGGUCAUUGGUCAUUGGAGGGAGGUUGUGUGCUGACGUCAGCCACCCACCCACACACAGUGUCCUGUAAGAUCUGAGAGCUAUAGUUUUUUUGUAUAUAGGAAAAAAUAAGUUAGACAAAGAUGUUGAUCAAACUAUAGCCCCCCCUCCCUCCACCUGAUUGAGCUUUUAGGGAAAAUUGAAAAACAAAUUUGUUGUAUGUAUGAUUGAUUGAGAUUAUGUAUGUGACUGAUUAACUGGUUUGC